AUGGCGCUCGCCCUCGCCGAGCAUCGCCUGGCGCUCCUCGGCGGCAAGUGCCAGGUCUUUGGCGAGCAGCCCUGUGCUGCGAAGCGCAGCCGCAGCUACUCCGGGUGCUCCAGGCCGCUCGCGAAGUCGGGCCAGAGCCGGGAGAGGAGGGCGCCAACCGACCCGGAGGGUCGAGGGCGGGGCCGGGGCCCGUGCACAUGCGUGCACCGGGCCUCCUCCAUGAGGUGCGUGCCCAAGCAUCUCUUGCUGUCGCUCGACGGCCUCGCGGCGAUGCGCGGCAGUGAGCGCCGCGCCCCCUCGCCGGGCGCGGCCGCGUGCGCCGCCGUCGCCGCGGGCGACGGCUCGACCUUGGCGCCCGAGGGCAGCACCUCGCAGGCGCCGGGCUGCGCCGAGCUGGCGGGCGGCCCCCGCGAGGAGAGCGUGCCGGAGCCGUGGCCAGGCACGGAGAGCGACACCGAAGAGGACGCCUCCGUCGUCUCGAGCGACGGCUCGACACUGGCGCCCGGGGGCCUCGCGUCGGAGGCGCGUGGCGGCGCCGAGCGGGCGGGCGCGCCCCGCGAGGAGAGCGACACCGAGCCGCUGUGGGACACGGAGAGCGACACCGAGGCGCUCUGGUGCGCGCCCCGCGACCGCGGGCUGGCCGUGGCCCCGGGCGCGCUCCUCGGCGCGGCGGCGCCGCGGGGGGCGGCCGUGCCGCCAGCACAGCCCGCAGCGCCAGCGUGCGGCGGCCAGGGCCCAGCGGCAGCUCGCGGCGUGCUGGCAGGUGCCGUCGCCAGGGCGGAGGGCGGCGCCGACGGCCUGCAGCCUGCCGUGCGGGUUGCCGCGUCGGCCCUCGAGGCGGCAGAGGCGGGGUCUGCGGAGCGGGGCCGCGGCUGCGCUCGAGCUGGCGAGGCGGACGCGACCGAGGGGGCGCGGGCGGGCAGGGGCGGAGGCGGGGGCGGAGGCGGGGGCGCAGGCCGGCAGGGCGGAGGCGAGCAGCAGGGUGGCGAGGGGGCGCAGGCGGGCAGAGGGCUGGCGGCCUUUCAGAUGAGGCAGUCGCUGCUGCCUCGUGGGGUGACCACCCUUAUGCUGCGCAACCUGCCCCCGGAGGUGAGCCAGCGCAUCUUGCUGGAGGAAGUCCUCCAGGUCCACAAUUCUGGCUUCGCCGGCAGGGUGGACUUCUGCUAUGUGCCGCAUGACUUCGUUUCUGGGAGGAACCGGGGCAUUGCGUUGCUCAACUUCACCUCGCACAAGGCGGCCGCCGAGUUUCAUCGGGCGUGGCACGGGCGCCUGGAGUUCGCGGGGCGCGCGGCUGGCGCGGCUGGGAUCGACAUCUCCGUGGCAGCGGUGCAGGGCCUGGCCGCGAUCCUCGCACUGUCGCAGCGUUGGGCUGGUGCCGAUUCGGGACUAGUCCGCCUUACUAACCUGUAG
Prorocentrum cordatum is the source of this 1410-nucleotide messenger RNA. The record is from the annotation of a GenBank genome assembly. Lineage: Eukaryota; Dinophyceae; Prorocentrales; Prorocentraceae.